Molecule: messenger RNA, 1677 nt
Organism: Racocetra persica
Lineage: Eukaryota; Fungi; Glomeromycota; Glomeromycetes; Diversisporales; Gigasporaceae
Source: the annotation of a GenBank genome assembly
AUGUCAGGUUUUUUUUCGAUAAACGACAUUCGAGUAGUAAUUUCUAUAGAUUUUGGAACUACAUUUUCUGGUUUUACUUACGCAAAUGUAUUUGACAAUGAAAAAAAUGUUCAGAAUGAUGAUAUGAACUUUGAUUAUUAUACAUAUAAUUUAUGGGACGGAACUGCUUACGGAAAAUUCAAAACUAACACUGUGCUUAGAUACGAUAAUGAAUUCAAAGAAGUUUUAGCGUGGGGUGCACUAGGUUUGGCAAAGAAUCCAGGCUGGAGAAGAGGCAAGAAUACAUCAAAUCCUGUAGAACUAUUCAAACUUUCUUUGGGAAACUUGGCUGAAGAUCUAAAACCAGAACUUCCACCAGGACUUCACCUACAAAAAGAACAGAGGCAUAUAAGAGCCAUUACUGAUUAUCUACAAAAAAUUGACAUUAAUUUUUCCGAAAAUAUUCGACUAAUUCUUACCGUUCCUGCCGAAUAUUCUUAUCAAGCAAAAAAGGUUAUGCGCGAAUGCGCAUUCGAAGCAAAACUAAUUACCAAAAUUGAUUCAGAUAGAUUACAAUUUACUACAGAACCCGAAGCUGCUGCUAUAUACUGUAUCACAAAAAGGAGUUUAAGAGACAAUUUUCUCAAUGAUUCCGAAACUACUUUCCUAAUUGUUGACUGUGGGGGUGGAACAGUUGACUUAACUACCCGUAAAUUAUUGAGUAAUUGUGAAUUAGGCGAAGUUACGGAACGCGCCGGAGAUUUUUGUGGAUCUACGUUUGUCGAUAAAGAAUUUUUGAAAUUUCUUGGUAAAAUUGUCGGCGAAAGUGCAAUAAAAUUGCUCCGUGAAAAACAUUAUGGCGAAAUGCAAUAUAUGGUUCAAGAAUUUUGCAAUAAUAUUAAAAUUCCAUACACUGGAGAUGACAAUUUUACCUAUGACUUUGAUCUCGAUAGAAUCUGUCAAGUAUUAAAGCAAUAUGUCAUAGGAGAGGCAAAGACAUCACUUGAAGAGAAAGAGUGGAUUAUCGAAAUUGAUAACAAAGAUGUAAAAGAAAUGUUUGACCCUAUCGUUGAGAGAAUUAUCCGACUUAUACAAGUACAACUUGAAAAUUCUCGUACAUGUUCGGCACUAUUUAUGGUUGGAGGAUUUAGCGAGUCCAAAUAUUUGCAAAAUAGAGUCAAGAAUGAAUUUAAAGACAAAGUUGCACAUAUCUUAAUACCUCCAGAACCUACUGCAGCAAUAGUCCGUGGCGCUGUUAUAUAUGGUCUACGUAUGAACCCGUCAUUCUGCAAUAUACAAGAUCCCUCUAUUAAACCAAUCAUUAAGAAUCGUGUUCUUAAAUAUACAUAUGGUGUUGAAGUGGGCAUUAUUAGUAGAUUUUCUACUUUAGCUAAAAGAGGAACAACUACCGAAGUUAAUCAGAAAUUCGAUGGUACAUUCAUUCCACUUUUUCCAUAUCAAUCAGCCAUAAAAUUUAAAAUUUAUAUAACUCAAAAGCAUGAAGUAGAACGUUGUCAUGAAGAAGGUGUUGAAUUUCUUGGAGAGUUGUUAGUUGAUCUUCCAGAUAUAGAUCUUGGUCUUAAUAGAAAGGUCAAAUUUUCUCUUUGUUUUGGUGAAGAAGAAAUUAAGGCUUCUGCUAUAAAUUCGGUUAAUGGGCAGAACUAUCAUACUGUCUUUAAUUUAGAUACAGAAUCUUAG